Messenger RNA from Cololabis saira (Pacific saury), 2216 nucleotides. RefSeq names its product hydroxy-delta-5-steroid dehydrogenase, 3 beta- and steroid delta-isomerase 1 (gene hsd3b1). Gene Ontology annotation, biological process: steroid biosynthetic process. The record is from RefSeq and is a predicted model, not a curated record. Lineage: Eukaryota; Metazoa; Chordata; Actinopteri; Beloniformes; Belonidae. The transcript is spliced from 3 exons. Bases 428 to 1552 code for a protein of 374 amino acids. Gene Ontology annotation, molecular function: 3-beta-hydroxy-Delta5-steroid dehydrogenase (NAD+) activity.
AUUCAAGCUCGGUACGUCACUAUGAAGUUAUUCUUCAGUGAAAGUCAUAAGGUAAGUUUAUAAAGUUAUAUUCUUAGAGGAUUUUUGUCUUGUUUUGGUCUCGUUUUGUGUCGCACCAGAAAGCAUCACAUUCCACCCUGAAGUAGUGGAGGCCAUCCCCUUUUUUUCUACCACUGCCUUGGAGCAAAUAAUACGCCCCCCCUCUAUACUUUUCUAAGCUUACAAAAAGUGGAGCAGCAGAGGCUGUGAAGGCAGAAGGUGUUGCUGUUCUGCCACCAACAGACCGCAAAACACCCAACAACACCAAAUCUGGCCUUUUUUUCCUCUUUCUUUUUGCUUCAUUUUUUGAGACACUUCCUCAGUGGAGGAAGGAAGAAGUUAGCAGUUAUUGUCAUUUUUUUCAGUAGGAAAGCUUUAUUUAUCGGUGAUGUCUCUGUGCGGGGAUGUGUGUGUGGUGACGGGAGCCUGUGGAUUCCUGGGAAAGAGGCUGGUGAAGCUGUUGCUGCAGGAGGAGAAAACGGCCGAGAUCCGAUUCCUGGACAAACACGUACCCCCACAGGUUUUACAGAGUCUGGAGGACUGCAGAGGAGAGACAAAACUGAGCGUGUUUGAAGGCGACAUAAGAGACGGUGAGUUCCUGAGAAAAGCCUGUCGGGGGGCAUCAACGGUCUUCCACAUCGCAUCCAUCAUUGAUGUUAUUGACUCGGUGGAGUACAGCGAGAUCUACGGGGUCAAUGUCAAAGGAACGCAGCUUCUUCUGGAAGCAUGCAUCCAGGAAAACAUUGCCUCCUUCAUCUACACCAGCACAGUGGAGGUGAUGGGCCCCAACCCCAGGGGAGACCCCAUCAUCAACGGCAGCGAGGACACCGUGUAUGAAAGCAGUCUCAAGUUCAACUACAGCAAGACCAAAAAGGAGGCUGAGGAGAGAACCCUGCGCGCUAACGGCGAGGCGCUCCAGAACGGAGGCCGGCUGGCCACGUGUGCCCUCAGACCCAUGUACAUCUACGGAGAGGGCUGCCGCUUCCUCCUGGGCCACAUGGGGGACGGAGUACGAAACCAGAAUGUCCUGUACCGCAUGUCUGUGCGGGAAGCCCUUGUCAACCCUGUGUACGUGGGUAACGUGGCCACCGCUCAUCUCCAAGCGGCCCGGAGCCUCAAAGAUCCUCAAAGAAGACAGACAGUUGGCGGGAAGUUCUUCUUCAUCUCUGAUGACACGCCACCUGUGAGCUACUCAGACUUUAACCACGUUGUGUUGGCUCCUCUGGGCUUCAGCAUCCAGGAAAACUUCAUGGUGCCUCUCCGAUUCUUCUACGUGGUGUGUUUCUUUAUGGAGACAGUGUGCUUGAUGCUGCGGCCUUUCAUACGCAUCGUUCCACCGGUCAACCGGCAGCUCCUCACCAUGUUGAACACAACGUUCACCUUCUCCUACCAGAAAGCUAAGCAGGAGCUGGGAUAUAUGCCUCAGUACAGUUGGGCAGAAGCACGCAGACACACCAGGGAGUGGCUGGCCUCAGAGCUGCCACUGGAGAGAGAGAGGAUAUGGUCCAAAUAAUGAUUAGAAUCACUGCUAACGCUCUGAAACAGGAAAAAAGAUAUAUUCACCACACAGUUAUUCCAACAGCCCAUCUUACAAACGAGCCAACAGCAGACUACGCUGCUGUGCGUUGAGCGCUCAUACAGCUCAGAGCAGCCGUCUCCACCUACCAACCUAUCUGCUAAUCAGGAAAUUGAAUGUUUUUUAACAAAAAAGAUUCCAGCACAAACGUCACCAAAUUACUGACAUGCAUUCAGACGGGAUUCAAAUUAACUCGAGACUUGUGUUUGGUGAAAUAGGUAAUUUUUGCGGUGAAAAUCUUACUUUAUAAAUCACAGACAUGGCGCAUUUGGACGGGAUUAAAUGAAUCCCGUGCGAAAGGGGCAUAUGCAUUUAGAUUUUCUUUCAUUCAGUUUUGGUUUUAUAGGUAUUUUCCUAAACCUAAUUUCUGGCCUGUAUGUUACUGUGUAUAUUAAUAAAAAAACUUAUUGUAAAAAAUAUUUCUCACUGUGCCUUUACAUUUUUACAUUGUUUAUAUAACAAUAGUUAUUUUACUGUACAAUUUAACAUUUUUAAAAAGUCCAACUCAUUUCUACUUUUGAAAAGUUUGAAUAAAAAAGUCCUUUUUAAUCCAUUAAUUUCUUCCAGAUAUCCCUGUUUUUGGCUUGGGAAGUUGGGAAGA